AUGCAAUCAAAAGCAAGAACAGUGAUUCGUAGAAUGGCGAGAUUGAAUUGGACGAUGUUGCUGGUGCUGCUGGUGCAGUUCGCUUUCGCUACGGUUCGGUGCGAGUUCCAGUUUACCGUGACGCCCCAGAACCGGCAGGUGUUUGAAGGUGAACCGGUCACAUUCGAGUGUCGUGCACUGUUUGACGAUGAGAUCGAUUUUUCGUGGACGAGAAACGGUGUCCCUGUUCCGGUACACGAGCGUCUAAAUUUCGGUACACCGCAGCGCAUUUACCAGAGCGGUUCCAAUCUCCAUAUCCGGACGGUCAACGGCACGCUGGAUCAGGGCGACUACGUGUGUUUGGCGACGGCACGAGCCUCCGGAGCCCGUGUCGCAUCACCCGCUGCUACCUUGAACGUUAUUGGAAUUUCAGCACCGGUCGUUCAGCUGCUCAAGCACGAUCCGGAUCGUGGAAGCAUUUCGCUCAAAUGUCACUCAAGCCAGGAAGCCAUCACCGAAGUCACCGGCAGCGAUGGCAAACCGUCUGAAGAGACCCACGUCGAAUGGUACAGGAAUGAGAUAAAGCUUACGAAAUCAUCCCACAUCGAGCUGCAGCGCCGGAAGCUGCACAUAAAAAACGCAUCAGCGAAGGAUAAUGGCGUGUACAGCUGUUUGCUGGUGGUGGUGUCCCGCACCGAUGGUAGCCGACGGAUUGCGCUACGUAGUACGAAGAACUAUCGGCUCAAGCUGAAACCAGGAACCAAUUAUGGCGAGGGUAAAAUCGAUUGUACCAAGAACCACAACUUGCUGCUGUGCCGUGGUAAGCGGGGCGACCGUCAGCUGGGUUCGCUGGCCGACAGUACCACGGACCGUCCACUAUUACCGAUGAGCGAUGAAGCGAUGGUUCCGGCCCAGCUACAACUAGCUACCGAACGGCAAUCGCUUACUGCUGGCCCUGCCCCGGUUCGUAUCGUGCUGCAUCCGGUCACGACGGUUGCUAAUGAGAGCCAGCCGGUAGUGUUUAACUGUGGCUUCCGGGUAACAACGGGCAACGACAGCAGUGGCGGAGGGUUCGUGCUGCGCUGGCGGAAAGAUGGCAAAGUGAUCCGCCGUUGGGACAAUAUGGCGGAGACUACCACGGUGACGAUGGACGAUAUGGGCUCCACGUCCGGAGCAACGGAGAGCAGCUCCAUGUUCCGGGAUGAUGCCCGCAUUCACGUGGACCGUACGAAUGGGUCGCUUGUGUUUGGAUCGGUUGUGGCCAGCGACGAAGGAACUUACGACUGUCAGAUAACGAACAAUGCCAGCGACUUUCUGGUCAGCUCAACGGCAGCGGAAUUGCAAAUCAUUUCAAACCUGCGCUUCACACCGAAACCACCAACAACGAAAAACAUCGAGCUCGGUUCCGUUGCCAAAAUCCACUGCAAGGCGCAAGGCACGCCGACCCCAACAGUGCACUGGACGGUAGUGGCAGAGGCCGGUCCCUCGGGCUUACCCGACUCGAUUGACGACGUCAACGGUACGCUGGUGUUCCGUAACGUGUCCGCGGAACAUCGGGGAAACUAUGCGUGCGUCGCAUCGAACAGUCAGGGUGAGAUACGGACGAGCGUGUCAGUGAAUGUGGUGAUUGCACCGAAGUUUGAGAUUGCACCCGAAGGUUCGGUACAGGUCGCAGAGCUCGGUACGGUACAGUUCCACUGCGUUGCUACCGGUGACCCAAAGCCAACCAUCCAGUGGGACAAGGAUCUGCAAUAUCUUCAUGGCCGGGUGGGCAAUGCGAACGGGAGCGAGGAGGAACGGUACCGUAUCCUGGAGAAUGGCACACUCGUACUGACGGAGGUACAUCUCGAAGAUGAUGGACGGUAUGGUUGUACCAUCGGCAAUAGUGCUGGUUUGAAACGCGAAGAGGUUCAUUUGAUCGUUAAACCCUCCGAUGGAAUAGCCAUGCCGGAAGAGUCAACGGAAGAUGGAUUCCUUAUAACACGUGCCGUUCUUAUCACUAUGUCAGUUGCUUUUGCGUACAUCAUUCUUGUAGUGGGUCUUAUGAUUUGGUGCCGUCAUCGUCGGGCAGCUCGCAAAGCUCGUCUAAAUUUGGGUUCGUCCAAAGAAAAUGGGGGCGAUGUCGAUCUGAAGAACUGCGAAAUUGAACCGUGUCUCCCGGACAAAACGUCUGCGGCUGGUGCGGAGAAUGGUGGAGUUGGUGCAAACUCCGGUCGUUCGAGAAGCAAGCAGAAGAAUGGAUCCGCCGGUGGAAAGGAUCCGUCGACGAACUGUCCCGACAAUGGACAGGACAAGAGUGAUGAUACGGUUAAUUCGAGCAAGUCGAAGAAAUCGUCCGGCUCGGGAUCGUUGCUGGAACAGCUAGCCGUACCACGGUCGGCGGUCGUCGAACUGUUACAGAUUGGCAAAUGCGAUUUCGGCGACGUGUACAUUGGGAAGAUGCGUGAGAAUGAUUGCCGGUUGCCACCGCCCAAAGAAAGUGCCACACAGGAACCUAUCACGGGAGACGAGGUAGGCCCAUCCAGUACGGAGCUAACAAUGGAGAAUGAGCGCAAAAGUCCUGUGGCGAAACGGCCCUCAAAUGAGGAACUGAACGCAAUUCGGCCCGAGAAUGACUACAAGCCAGUUAUGGUGAAGGCACUGACGAAGGUGAAGGAUGAACACUGUUGCGCUGAGUUCCGCCGUCAGCUCGAACUGUUCCGCACGGUUUCGCAUAGGAAUGUGGUGCAGCUGUUUGGUUUGUGCCGCGAUAAAGAUCCACACUAUCUUCUGCUGGAGUACACCGACUGGGGAGACUUGAAGCAAUUCCUGUUGGCUACGUCGCCGGUUAUGCCACCGAACGGAACCGUCGACAACAAGAAAGAUGCCGCCCCGAAACCACCGCCUCUUAACGUGCCACAGAUUCUGGCCCUAGCGCACCAAAUCGGCCGCGGAAUGGACGCUAUCUACAAGGCUCGCAUUAUACACAAGGAUCUGGCAACCAGAAACUGUAUCAUUAGCAGUGAUUUCUCGGCCAAAAUCUCAAUGCCCGCGUUGGCGCGCGAUAAGUACAGCAAGGAAUACUGCAAACAUCGAAACCAGCUAAUGCCGAUCCGCUGGAUGGCACCGGAAUGUUUCCAGGAGGAUGAUUACUCCAUCAAGAGUGACAUUUAUUCGUUUGCGGUGCUGGUGUGGGAACUGUUCACGAAUGCGAUCGAGAUGCCGUUCAAGGAGCAAACGGACGAACAGAUAAUUACCGCAGCCCAGACGGGCAAGCUGGAGUGGAAGGUGGCAGACAAAACGCCCGAGGCGUUACACAAGGUUUUGACUUCCUGCUGGUCGGCAAACCCGAAAGAACGACCGUCGUUCAGCCAACUCGUCGUAGCCAUCGGGAACUGUCUGCAAAGCGAAUAUCCGAAGGAACCCACGGAAUAA
Messenger RNA from Anopheles marshallii, 3393 nucleotides. It is a transcript of the gene otk, whose product is annotated as tyrosine-protein kinase-like otk. Gene Ontology annotation, cellular component: axon; plasma membrane. Gene Ontology annotation, biological process: homophilic cell-cell adhesion; dendrite self-avoidance; protein phosphorylation. The transcript is spliced from 12 exons. NCBI's taxonomy places the organism in Eukaryota, Metazoa, Arthropoda, Insecta, Diptera, Culicidae. The record is from RefSeq and is a predicted model, not a curated record. Bases 1 to 3393 code for a protein of 1130 amino acids. Gene Ontology annotation, molecular function: cell-cell adhesion mediator activity; ATP binding; protein kinase activity.